This is a messenger RNA of Oryza sativa Japonica Group (Japanese rice), 1716 nucleotides long. RefSeq lists its product as uncharacterized. The record is from RefSeq and is a predicted model, not a curated record. Lineage: Eukaryota; Viridiplantae; Streptophyta; Magnoliopsida; Poales; Poaceae. Gene Ontology annotation, biological process: intracellular signal transduction; protein phosphorylation. Gene Ontology annotation, molecular function: protein serine/threonine kinase activity; ATP binding. Gene Ontology annotation, cellular component: cytoplasm.
UCUCUCUCACUCUUCUCUUAUCUUCUCUGGGCGACUGGGCGACAAGGCGAGCACCGCUGCGGAGGCGCCGCGUCGGCGGGCGAGACCGGUGCGGCGUCGGCGGGAGAGAGCGGUGGCGGAGAGGCGGCGCCGACGACUCCGCGCCGCUCGGCCUUGUCGUCGGCGGCGGCUCCGAGCGCGAGGGAGGAGGGCGCGGGCCUCGUCGUCGGCGUUGGCGGCGGGGGUGGCCUCUCCGGCGGCGGCGGUGGCGGGUAGGGGGCGGCUCCUCCGGCUGCGACGGCGCGGGAGAGGCUGGCGGCGAGGGUGUAUGAGGAGGAAGGCGCCGUCCGCGGUUUCCUGCUGCUUCCCCUUCACCGUCGUCGAGCUCGUCGGCCUCGCCGGCACCGGCACGUCGGCGCGGCACAGGGGGCACGUCGUCCGCAGGCGAGCGCGCGCACCGUCUCCCCUUCCUCGACGGCGCGCAGGCACACCGCGCACUCCGCCGCCGCUGCCGCCGCCGCACUACCUCCGCGGCGGGGCGGGAGCACGAAGCAGGGCAGCCGCGCAAUGGCGGCGGAGUCGAGGUGCCUCGACGCCUACUGGCCUACUGGGUCGACGCGCCACGCGGCGCCCUCAACUUCGUCAUCGAGCUCUUCGUCUCCGGCACGCUCCGUCAGUACAGGGAGAAGCACCGGCGGGUGAGCGUGGCGGCGGUGCGGCGCUGGUGCGCACAGAUCCUCGACGGGCUCGCCUACCUCCACGCACACUCGCCGCCCACCAUCCACCGCGACCUCAAGUGCGACAACAUCUUCGUCAACGGCAACCAGAGGGAGGUCAAGAUCGGCGACCUCGGCCUCGCUGCGUUCCGCCUCUCCGCCGCCGGCGGCGGCGGCGACCACACUCGCUGCGUAGGCACGCCGGAGUUCAUGGCUCCCGAGGUGUACGAGGAGUCCUACGACGAGCUCGCCGACGUCUACUCCUUCGGCAUGUGCGUCCUCGAGAUGGUCACCCUCGAUUACCCCUACAGCGAGUGCUCCAACCCCAUCCAAAUCUACAAGCGAGUCAUCUCCGGGAUCAAGCCUGCUGCGUUGUACAGGGUGAGCGACCCGGUGAUGAGGCAAUUCAUUGAACGGUGCCUCGCCCCGACGGCGCGAGCUGCUCGACGACCCGUUCCUGCUGCCGCUCGAAGACGAUGGCUUCUUCUCCGGCGACGGCGAUGGCCAUGGCAGUGUUGGCGUUGCCUACUACAAUUUGAUGUACAACUACCUGCACCAGCCUGCUUGCAUCGACGAUCACCAUGCGAAGGGAUCGACAAGGUUUGGGUGGGACGGACGAGACGGCGGCCCGCGGGGGGAGGACAUGGCGGCGUGCCGGCGGGCGCCGCUGCCGCGGCCCUCCCUUUCUCCCGCGUCACCGCCGCCACCGCCACGUCGUCGGCCGUCGGAUUUCCUCCCUCGUCUCGCCCGGCGACCUCCUCUCCACCCGCCGGGCGGCCACCAUACCAGAGAGGAUAAAAGUGAGAGAGAGAUGAGGAAGGGAGAGAGGGGAAAGAGUGACGUGGCGUACUGACACGUGGGGCCCAUAUGGGUCCCAUGCUGACUCAGUCACCACAUCGGAUAAAACCGGGUUUAAAACUACCUAAGGAUUUAAAGUGAAUGUUUUUGUAAGUCAAGGGAUAUUAUAUAUCUGGUUUUGUGGUUGGGGGACGAUUUUUUAAUUCGAUGACAAGUUGAGGGA